Portunus trituberculatus (swimming crab) is the source of this 1878-nucleotide messenger RNA. Its product is annotated as proteoglycan 4-like. The record is from RefSeq and is a predicted model, not a curated record. The coding region runs from base 1 to 1878 and encodes 625 amino acids. Lineage: Eukaryota; Metazoa; Arthropoda; Malacostraca; Decapoda; Portunidae. The transcript has 2 exons.
AUGUUUUCCCGCGGCGUGCUGUGGCUGGCGUGCUGUACGUGCCUGGUGGCGGUAGCGCGAGUGGCGGACUGCAAGGGGCCGUGCAUGAAGGGGCUUCCACCAACUAAAUGUUCCUACCGCAUUGACGGUCGAGGUGAGGCGCGCGUGCUCAACAUGAAGCGUCUUGAGCGGCUGUUCGGGAGCAAGGGAUGGACGAAAGAGAAAGAGAAGAGCCUCUCAACGUCAAGGUUCUUUGAGGUGUGCUGCAACGGGUAUAUGUUCUUCCUCGUGCCGCCCAAGCUGGAGCCGCCGUGCUUGAAUGGGCUGUGGCCGGGCGAGUGUUCGUGGCGGCCGCAGGGCAAAGGCUGGCUGCGGGUGACGAACUACGAAAAGAUGCACCGCUGGGAGAAAAAUGGGUGGAAGGUUGUGAAGAAGCAUCCUCCUGGCGGCUUCUUCCGUGAGGUGUGCUGCAGCGGCAAGGUGAGCCUCAUGGUGCCCCAACGCUCUCCCACACCCAAGCCUGCCAGGAAGCGUGCCGGGGGAGGGAAACCUGUUGAGGAAAGGAAACGCUCUCGCAGUAGGAAACGUAUCACAGUAAAGAAACCCGCUCUUGUAAAGAAACCUGCCUCUAAAAGGAAACCAGCUGCAGGAAAGAGAAAACCCGAUGCAGGAAAGAGAGAACUCGCUGCAGGGAAGAAAAAGCCCGCGAUAGGGAAGAGAAAGCCUGCCCAAGGAAAGAAGAAAUCUGUUCCGGGGAAGAAAGUUGCUCCUGGAAAGAAGAAACCCGCCCCAAAGAAGGAAACUCCGAGGAAGACAUCUACUCCACGGAAGAAGGCGUCCCUCAUGAAGAAGCCUCCUCUUAAUAAGAAGAAACCCGCCCCAUGGAAGGAAACUCCGAGGAAGACAUCUACUCCACGGAAGAAGGCGUCCCUCAUGAAGAAGCCUCCCCUUAAUAAGAAGAAACCCGCCCCAAAGAAGAAAACCACCUCGAAGAAGACAUCUCCUUCACGGAAGAAAGCGCCCCUAGAGAAAAAGUUUCCCGUUGAUAAGAAGAAAGCCGCUCUAAGGAAGAAAGCCACUCUAAGGAAGAAAGCUGCUACUGUCAAGACACCUGCUCAAAGAAAGAAACCUCCUCCAGAAAAGAAACGCGAAUGUGACUGCUCCCAAAACUCUGCCAAAGAAUGUGACUGCUCCCAAAACUCUGCCAAAGAAUGUGACUGCUUCCAAAACUCUGCCAAAGAAUGUUACUGCUCCCAAAACUCUGCCAAAGAAUGUUACUGCUCCACUUCCCCCAAACCUUUCCCAAAGACUGAACCUCCCCCCACAACAACACUCCCAAAGAAUGUGACAGCCCCCAAAACCCCCCUGAAGAAUGUCACUGCCCCAACAACUUCCCUGAAUAAUGUGACUGUACCUUCAGCUCUCCCAAAGAAUAUAACUACUCCCACUUCCCCUGCAGCUCUCCCAAAGACUGAACCUCCAACCAUAACUCUCCCAAAGAAUGUUACUGCUUCUCCAACUCUCACAAAGACUAAGCCUCCUCCUCUCACGCAAACUGCAAAGCCUUCUCCCCGGACUGAAACUCUUAGCAAACCCAAAACUGCUCUUCCAAAAACCGCAGCAGCAAAUAAGACAAGGAGCCUCCAGCCAGAGACCAGAAGGAAAAUUGAUACUGGUGGUGGUCAAACUAAAGCCCUUAUGAACGAAACAGGCUUGCUACAGGGAGAGAAAGACGUGGAGGGCGCCCUUAGCAGAGUGGAAAGGAAAGAUAAACCGGGAAAGAUGAAGGAGGGACACGAAUUUGAAAAUCUGGCUGAAAAGUUUCCUAAGGACUUGGAAAACGUAGUCGAGGAGUUUCACGAGAAGUUUGCAAAGGAAGUGAAGUGGAAGAAGCAUUAA